AUGAAGAUCUAUUACAUUGGAGUCUUAAGAAUCGGAGGUGACAAAGCAUUAGAGUUAACAUCAGCUAGAGAUUUAUCGCAAUUUUCGUUCUUUGAAAGGAACGGGGUAUCACAGUUCAUGACGUUCUUCUCCGAAACUGUAUCCCAAAGAACGCAAGCAGGCCAAAGACAGAGUAUUGAAGAAGGUAACUACAUCGGACACACUUAUGCUAGAUCAGAGGGACUUGCUUGUGUCGUUAUUACUGACAAAGAGUACCCAGUUAGACCAGCUUACACAUUGAUUAACAAGAUUUUAGAAGAAUACUUGUCCUUACACCCACAGAAAGAUUGGGCCAAUAUUAGUGCUACAAACGCUAGUUUCAACUACGAUAACUUAGAGCAUUACAUUAAGAAGUACCAGGAUCCUAGCCAGGCAGAUUCGAUCAUGAAGGUGCAGCAAGAAUUGGACGAAACCAAGAUUGUCUUGCACAAGACCAUCGAAAGUGUUUUACAAAGAGGUGAAAAAUUAGAUUCCUUAGUCGAUAAGUCUGAGGCGUUGUCCAGUUCUUCGAGAAUGUUUUAUAAACAGGCCAAGAAGACUAACUCUUGUUGUAUAAUUAUGUAA
Messenger RNA from Debaryomyces tyrocola, 603 nucleotides. The record is from the annotation of a GenBank genome assembly. NCBI's taxonomy places the organism in Eukaryota, Fungi, Ascomycota, Pichiomycetes, Serinales, Debaryomycetaceae.